Asterias rubens (European starfish) is the source of this 1590-nucleotide messenger RNA. RefSeq names its product high-affinity choline transporter 1-like. Gene Ontology annotation, cellular component: plasma membrane. Gene Ontology annotation, biological process: choline transport; acetylcholine biosynthetic process; transmembrane transport. The transcript is spliced from 8 exons. Lineage: Eukaryota; Metazoa; Echinodermata; Asteroidea; Forcipulatida; Asteriidae. The coding region runs from base 1 to 1590 and encodes 529 amino acids. The record is from RefSeq and is a predicted model, not a curated record. Gene Ontology annotation, molecular function: choline:sodium symporter activity.
AUGGCCGUCAACUGGGGAGGCGUGGCGGGAAUCAUCGUCUUCUACUUGUUGAUUCUGGGUGUGGGACUAUGGGCCGCCCGUAAGAGCAAGGGAUCUACGGAUCCAGAGGAGACCAUGUUGGCUGGUAGAAAUAUUGGAAUCUUUGUUGGUAUCUUCACAAUGACAGCUACUUGGGUUGGAGGAGGUUUUAUCAACGGAACGGCGGAUAGCGUAUUUUCACCCGGUUCUGGGUUGAUAUGGACUCAAGCGCCAUGGGGAUACGCCGUGAGUCUCAUACUAGGUGGGUUGUUGUUUGCCAAAACCAUGCGGGAACAAGGCUACUUCACCAUGCUAGACCCGUUCCAGCUGAAAUAUGGGUCCCGGAUGGGAGGCCUUCUGUUCCUUCCUGCCCUCACCGGAGAGCUCUUCUGGUCAGCGGCCAUUUUGAAUGCCCUAGGAUCAACAGUUAGUGUGGUGCUCGAUCUUGACAGGACAUUGUCGGUUAUUGUUUCAGCCUGUAUUGCUGUGGUGUAUACAUUCUUUGGUGGUCUUUACUCAGUUGCAUACACCGAUGUCGUGCAGCUAUUUUGCAUAUUUGUUGGCCUGUGGAUAACCGUGCCAUUUGCAAUGACCAAUGAGGCAGUGGAACCAAUAAUGAACACAACUGACCGUUGGGUCGGAACCUUGGAACCGAAGUUAGCCGGGAAUUGGGUCGACCACGGUCUCCUUCUGAUUUUUGGAGGUAUUCCAUGGCAGGCAUAUUUCCAACGGGUGCUGUCUUCUAAGACUGCUAAAGGGGCUCAAAUCCUGUCCUUCACGGCAGGCGUUGGUUGCAUCGUCAUGUCCAUUCCUUCUGUUCUUAUCGGUGCUGUUGGUGCAAGUACAGAUUGGAAUGCAACAGGGUUGAAUAUGGAGACUAUGAACCCGUACGAUCAAAGCAGUCUAGUGCUGCCAUUGGUCAUCCAGUUCUUGACUCCACCAAUCGUUUCUUUUAUCGGACUGGGAGCCGUGGCAGCUGCUGUUAUGUCAUCGGCAGAUUCGUCUCUUCUCUCGGCCAGUUCCAUGUUCUCCCGUAACGUCUACAAAUUGAUCUUUAGACCAAAGGCGAGUGAGAAUGAGUUGAUCUGGGUAAUGCGGGGAGGCAUAGUUGUCUUUGGGACUCUAGCAACGACACUGGGCCUUCUUAUCACCUCUAUUUACGACCUCUUCGUUCUGUGCUCGGAUUUUGUCUACGUGGUCCUCUUUCCUCAGCUCUUCUGCGUUGUGUAUUUCUACAAAAGCAACACAUACGGCUCUCUACUCGGCUACAUCAUUGGGCUGUUUCUACGGCUGGGUGGUGGGGAUCCAACCCUCAUGAUCCCGCCGCUUAUUAAGUACCCCUUCUUCGAUGAAACCCACGGGCAGUUGUUCCCUUUUAGGACCUUGGCAAUGCUUGUGUCCUUCGUGACCAUUCUCGUUGUGUCUUACUCCCUAGACUAUUUAUUCAGGAACAAUAAAAUACCAAUGAAAUGUGACUUCUUCAAAUGCUUUACCGUUGUUGAAGAGGAAAAACUAGCACAUCAAGACGAAAAGGAGAGUCUUCACAUGGAAAAAGUUUGCAAAGAUUUGUAA